UUUCGUCAUCCGAUGCAAAGAGUCUUCGGCCAGCAGCAUGAAGUUCAGUGGUCUACUUUUUCUGUUCUGCUCUGCCCUACUGACCCGCACGGCAAUUGGCCUCAGCUUCACGGUGACCUCACGCAUCUAUAUGGAUGUCAAGCAUAAUAAGCAACCUCUGGGACGCAUUACAUUCGGACUCUUUGGCAAAUUGGCUCCGAAAACGGUGGCCAACUUUCGGCACAUUUGCCUUCGGGGGAUCAAUGGUACCAGCUAUGUUGGAGCACGAUUUCAUAGGAUUGUGGAUCGCUUUCUAGUGCAAGGAGGUGACAUAGUCAAUGGCGAUGGAACCGGUUCGAUAAGCAUCUAUGGCGAUUAUUUUGAAGAUGAGGCGAAAGCCCUAGAUGUUGAGCACAAUCGUCCGGGCUAUUUGGGAAUGGCUAAUCGGGGACCCAAUACGAACGGGUGUCAAUUCUACGUGACCACAGUGGGAGCCCAGUGGUUGGAUGGCAAGCACACGGUUUUCGGCAAAGUGCUCGAAGGCAUGGACACUAUCUACGCCAUAGAAGACGUAAAAACCGACACCGAUGACUUCCCCGUGGAGCCUGUGGUCAUCUCCAAUUGCGGAGAAAUACCCACGGAACAUUUCGAAUUCUAUCCGGAUGAUUUCAAUAUAAUGGGUUGGAUAAGGGCCGCAGGAUUACCUGUCACUAGUUCCUUUUUAGUUCUUCUCAUUUUUCAUUAUUUCUUUCGUCAACUCAACAUGUAUUGCUAA
This is a messenger RNA of Drosophila willistoni, 754 nucleotides long. It is a transcript of the gene ninaA, whose product is annotated as peptidyl-prolyl cis-trans isomerase, rhodopsin-specific isozyme. Gene Ontology annotation, molecular function: peptidyl-prolyl cis-trans isomerase activity. Gene Ontology annotation, cellular component: intracellular membrane-bounded organelle. Gene Ontology annotation, biological process: protein peptidyl-prolyl isomerization; protein folding. The transcript is spliced from 2 exons. Lineage: Eukaryota; Metazoa; Arthropoda; Insecta; Diptera; Drosophilidae. The record is from RefSeq and is a predicted model, not a curated record. Bases 38 to 754 code for a protein of 238 amino acids.